Messenger RNA from Acanthosepion pharaonis, 654 nucleotides. NCBI's taxonomy places the organism in Eukaryota, Metazoa, Mollusca, Cephalopoda, Sepiida, Sepiidae. The record is from the annotation of a GenBank genome assembly.
AUGUCUCUCUCUCUCUCUCUCUCUCUCUCCUCUCACUCUUUCACUGUUGCUUGCUUUCCUUCUUUCUUUCUUUUUUGUAAGUUGCCCGAUUCAAUUGGUUUUUUUUUUCUUUCUUUCUUUCUUUCUUUUCUUUCUUUCUUUCUUUCUUUCUUUCUUUCUUGUAAGUUGCCUAAUUCAAUUGGUUUACUGUAUUUUUUUCUCUUUUGUUCAUAUCAACCCCUUUUCAUUCUUAUUCUGUUUAUCUAUCUAUCUAUCUAUCUAUCUAUCUAUCUAUCUAUCUAUCUAUCUAUCUAUCUCAGUCUGUUCAUAUCUAUCUAUCUAUCUAUCUAUCUAUCUAUCUAUCUAUCUAUCUAUCUGACGUGCCCUUUCAUAGCCCCGUUGAUUCCUCCUCUCCGUGCACGGCAUUUCUCAAUUACGUCAACCGCUUACAAUUCUUAUUUCAUCUUUCUUUCUUUCUUUCUUUCUUUCUUUCUUUCUUUCUUUCUUUCUUUCUUAUUCUCUUUCUUUCUUUCUUUCUUUCUAUGCUGUGUUCUUUUUUCUUUCUCUUCUUUCUUUCUUUCUCCUCUUUCUUUCUCCUCUUUCUUUCUCACACGCGGUCAUUUCCUGUGUUUUAAUCACUGUUUUUUUCUUCUUCAUAGAUUACACACAAGUUAA